AUGGCUCAAAGGUGCGAACAUAGAGAAUGGCUUGACAAUGCUAUUAGAAAUAAUCAAAUAAUCAAAUAUCAUUAUAAUACAUUUAAUGACAUAACGCCUAUCGGACACGGGACAUUCGGAAAAGUUUCCAGUGCAAUAUCUUCUGAAGUUAGAAGAAAAGUAGCCUUAAAAUCCAUCAAAAUUAAUCCAGAUUUUACAAUAGAGCUACUAGUUAACGAGCUCAAGCAGCAUAUUCGUAUUGGUUCACAUAAUAAUAUUUUAGAAUUCUAUGGAGUUAUUGAAGGUGAGCCAAGUGAAUUUAUACUUGUUCUCGAAUAUGCGAAUAAUGGUACUCUUAGAGAGUAUUUAUGCGAUAACUUUUAUAUAUUAAAUUGGGACGAUAAACUUUGCCUUGCAAAACAAUUAGCCGAUGCUAUAAAGUUUUUACAUUCAUAUGAUAUAAUUCACAGGGAUCUGCAUUCUGAAAACGUACUUAUUCAUGAUAAAAUUAUAAAGCUUAGUGAUUUUGGAAAUUCAAAAUUUGUUGCAGAUCCAUCAAUUCAAUUGACAAAGGGGUUUGGAUCAAUACGUUACUCGGACCCUGAAUUUGUUAGAAGCUCUCUAAAUUAUAGUCGAACUAAGAAAUCGGAUAUAUAUAGUUUGGGUGUGUUAUUAUGGGAAAUAUCGAGUGGUAGGGAGCCAUUUAAGUUUGAUUCCUUGCCCAAUUUACUUUCACAUAUUAUCUCCGGAUUAAAAGAAAACCCAAUUAAUGGAACACCAAAAGAUUAUGUGAAUAUUUAUGAAGAAUGUUGGAAAUCAGUACCAGAUCAACGACCAACUAUUGAAGAGAUUGUCAAACCAGAUAUAACCAGCAUUGAUUCUAAAAUUUUCCAUGAAUUAUGCGAAGUUUUAAGUUCAACAUCAAAUUCAGCAUUAAAUAUUAAUGAAGCUUUAAAUUUAGCAUCAAAUAUUAAUGAAACUUCAAUUUCAGCAUCAAACUUUGAUGAAGAACCCAUUAUAAAGAUCGAUACAAAAACUCUUGAAUAUAUAGAUAACAAUAUCAAAGAUCCUGAUAAGCAAUUUCUGCGAAAGCUAGUGCAGCUUUUUUUACAUGUUUCUGAAGAACCCAAAUUGCUUAUUAAUCAGAUUGAAGCUUUAAUUGAAGAUUAUGACGAAAAUCCAGAUAGAAUAUUUAAAAAAUUAUUAAAGCACCAAGGACAGCCAACAUUUGCACACUUAAUUGGGUUUUUCUACGAAAAUGGAUUUGGCGUUAAAGUUAAUAAGCAGAAGGCUCAUAAGAUCUUUUGCAUAUAA
This is a messenger RNA of Dentiscutata heterogama, 1293 nucleotides long. The record is from the annotation of a GenBank genome assembly. NCBI's taxonomy places the organism in Eukaryota, Fungi, Glomeromycota, Glomeromycetes, Diversisporales, Gigasporaceae.